CUUCCUCCUCCUCAUCCAUCAUUCCUUCCUCUUCCUUAUCCAACAUUUUCCCUUCCUCCUCCUCCUCCUCCAAAACAAUCCCUUCCUGAUCUUCUUCAUCCACACCAUCCCUUCCACCUCUUCAUCAUCAUCCCUUCCUCCUCCUCCUCCUCCUCAUCCAAGGCCUCUUCCCUUCCUCUUCCUCCUCCCUGUCCCCACAUUCCAUCAAAUCCAAACCCUUCCAUCCCCUUCUUUUCCCACUCUCUCCCCCCUGGGAUCAUCCCACCAGCUCCUCCCCAAAAACCCUCCCUGCACCCCCCGUCCCCAACCUCCCGACCCCCGGACCCGCCGGAAAACCGGGAAGAACCCCCGGGAAUGGCUCACUUGUCGUAGUCGUGCUUGCAGUAGAGGCGGUGAUCCCGGGAAUAGCAGCUCCCGGAGAGGCCCUGGAGGCACACGGAGCACUUCACACACCCCUCGUGCCACGAGCGCUCCUCCACCCGCAGCAGGAACCGGUCGGAAAUCCGGGAAUCGCAGCCGGCACAGACCUCCCCCAUCUUGGGAUCGGGGCCUGGAGCGGGGGAAAAACCGGGAGAGAGGGUUGGGAAUGUUGGCCCGGAGCAGGGAAGGACACGGGGAGAGAUUCCAGAACGUUCCUGAGGGGCCCCGGGAGAGCUGGGGAGGGACCCGGGAGAAGGGCUGGAGGGACGGGACACAGGGAAUGGCUUCCCUCUGGAAAAGGGGGAUUUAGAUGGAUUUUGGGCAGGAAUCCUUGGCUGGGAGGGUGGGGAGGGAAUGGGAUGGAAUUCCCGGAGAAGCUGUGGCUGCCCCUGGAUCCCUGGGAGUUCUGGGGCUGUAAAUCCAAGGGGAACCCCAAGCCCUGGGACUGCAGAAAUUCCUGGAAUCGUAAAAUCAUGGAAUCCUGGAAUGGUUUGUGUGGGAAGCUCCUCCCAUUCCAAAGGAGGGGACAACUUCCAGGGUCCAGGUGGAUCCAACCCGGCCUUGGGCACUUCCCGGGAUGGGGCAGCCACAGCUUCUCCGGGAAUUCCAUCCCAUUCCCUGCCCGCCCUCCCAGCCAAGGAUUCCUUCCCCAAUUCCACCUCAAUCCCCCUUUUCCAGGGGCCAUUCCCUGUGUCCCAUCCCUCCAGCCCUUCUCUCCUGGAGCCCCUGGAAUGUGCUGGAAGCUCUCCCUGGAUCCCUCCCUGCUCCAGGGGAACAUUCCCAGCUCUCCCAGCCUGUGCCCGGAGCAGAGUCCUGGAAUCCUGGGAUGCUCUGGGUGGGAAGGGACCUUAAGGAUCCUCCCAUUAUCCCACCGAAUUCCAAAGGCAGGGACACCUUCCAUGGCCCGGGUGGCUCCCACCCGUCCCGGGGCACUUCCCGGGGGCAAAUUCCCUGAAUUCUGGCGCUGCACAAACCCCCGGGGGGCUUGGAAAACCUGUGGGAUCGGGAGAACAAAUCCCCGGCUGGCCAGGGGACUGGCCGGGAAUGUCGGGAAUGCCGGGAACCUUUUCCAGGACGAGGCACAAUCCCGGGGGGCGGAAUUUUGUCCGGUUUUAUCCCGGAUUUUGGGGCUUUUUCUUUUCCCGCUCCAGAUCUUCGGGAAUUGUUUGGUUUUGUGGGUUUUUUUCUUUCUUCCCUGGAUUUUAUCUCCCCUUGGAUCUCUGGCGGCUCCUCAAAGGAGCGACUUCGAGGUCAAAACCAAGAAAAAAGGGAGGAAAAAAAAAUUCCCUAUCGGGGCUCUGGAUCUGGGGGGAGGGGCCGGGCCAGGCGGCGGCACCUCCGCCCAACCCCCCCCUUCCCGCUCCAGGCGCCCAAAUCCCGGGAAAACACCUGCCCGACCCCCCCCGAGGCUCCUCGUCCCGCGGGCGAAGCCUCAAAAAACCGGGAAUGGGGAUCUGCUGCCCCUCGGGGGGAGAGGGAAUGAUGAGCCCGGCUCGGGAUCGGGCACCGGGAUCCUAAACCCGGCUCGGGAUCGGGCACUUGGAAUUCGGGCGUUUGGAAUUCGGGCUCUGGAAUCCUAAAACCAGUUUUAAUUCGGGCGUUUUUAAUUCGGGCGCCGAAUUUUAAGCCCGGCUUUAAUUUGGGUUUUUUUUUAAAAAAACUUGGAAUUCUAAGUUUGGUUUAAUUCGGGCACCAGAAUUCCAAAUCCAGCUUUAAUUUUGGCGCUGAAAUCCAAACCCGGCUUUAGUUUGGGCGCUGGAAUUCCAAGCCCUGACCCGGCGCAUCCCCAGAAAAAACGGGAUUUCCCGAUUCCCCGCUUCUCCAGGGACAUUCCAAGCCUUUCCCAGCCCUCCCGGGCUCCUCUCCCGGGCCCUGGGAAGCAGCUUUUCCAACCCCCUCGGAGGUGAAGAUCCCAAAAUCCCGAAUUAUCCCGAAUUAUCCCGGAUUCCCGGAUCCUCAGACCCGAAGUGGGGAGAGGGAUGAGGCGGGUCGGGAGGCGCAACGCGGGGAAUCGGGAAUUACCCGCCAGCGGGAAGUUUUCCCAACACUUUUCCCGUCGGAUUUGAUCUCUCCCAAAGUCCUGGGACCGUUUGGAAUCUCGGGAAAAGCCCCGCGGCUCCAAGGGAACCGUGUCCUCCCCCCGGCGCUGCAUUUUGGGAGCGAAUUGGGAUCAUUUGGGUUUUCCAGACCCAAAUUCCCUGAAGGCAACACGGAGCCACAUCCCAGGGGGUUUUUUCCCCUAUGGAUAUUUAUCCCACGUCCAUCCCAAAUUCCUCAUUUUUUCCCUCCCUUAUUAAUUUCUCCCAUCAAAUAUUUUCACCCCUCGCUUUCACCCCUCGGGAUCGGCCGAAAUUCCCGUGGGAUGGAGGCGCCUGGGAUUCAAAAUUCCCGAUUCCCGAUUAAUUUAGGGGGAAAACCAGGGAAUAAUCCAAUGGGGGGGGGGUCUGGGAGAAGAAAAAUCGUGGGGAAUGUGGGAUCGGGAUAAAAGGGAGACGCACCGAACUCCAGCCCCGGGGAUUUUGGUCCCUCUGGCUCCGGCAGCCGGAGAAUUCCCGGGAUUUGGGCAGCGGGAGAAGGGCCUGGAACAGCCGAGUCUUGCUCGGCUCGAGGUCGGAUUGACACGAGCGAUCCCGGGGAAACGGGGAUGGGAAAAAUCCCGGGAAAACUCGCCCGGGAGAGAGAGGUAAAACUGAAAGUAAAGGAGAUUCCGCCCUAAAAAAAUUCCUGAAAAUACCGGGAAUUGGGAAAACGCGGCGGUUCGGACCCGUAAAUAGUGGUAAUGAAGAGGGGAAAAAACCAUGGAAAGUGGGAAAAGGGACGUGGAGAGGAUCCCGAAAUUCCGGCAAGGAUUAGAGGGGGGGAGGCAGCUCGGGGGCCACAUCCCGGUGUUAUCCCGAAUUAUUCCAAACGGGAACUGCACGUUUGGGGUGGGAUGGGGAGGAUCUCAAGCCCCAGAAUCAGCCAAGGAUCGGGAUAAACCGCGGCUCCAGAGGGUUUUCCAGAGGUUUGGGAUACGCUGUGAUUCCAAAGGAUUUAUCCAGGGGGUCGGGAUACUGCCCUAAGGGGGAGUCUCCUGGUUAUCCCAGAAAUCCAGGAGAGGUUGGAAUAUCCUUCCCAAGCAGGGAAUAACCAACAGCCGAGGAACCGGGAACGCCGGGUUUGGGAAAAACGGGAAGGGAGGGCAGGGCCGAGCUCCCGCUGGAACUUGGGAGACGCCGGGAAGGAGGAAGAGGAGGAGGGAUGAGGAUGAGGAUGAAG
This is a messenger RNA of Chiroxiphia lanceolata (lance-tailed manakin), 3678 nucleotides long. RefSeq lists its product as uncharacterized. NCBI's taxonomy places the organism in Eukaryota, Metazoa, Chordata, Aves, Passeriformes, Pipridae. The record is from RefSeq and is a predicted model, not a curated record. Bases 780 to 2000 code for a protein of 406 amino acids. The transcript is spliced from 2 exons.